Molecule: messenger RNA, 2748 nt
Organism: Scatophagus argus
Lineage: Eukaryota; Metazoa; Chordata; Actinopteri; Scatophagidae
Product: CDKN2A interacting protein
Exons: 4
Coding region: 152-1111 (319 amino acids)
Cellular component (GO): nucleolus; nucleoplasm
Source: RefSeq, a predicted model, not a curated record
AAGCAAGCGAACGUUAGCAUGGCACCCUAUAGCUAACACUGCGCUGCUGGGAAAUGUAGUCCAUCCCGCGGAAAGGCAGCGUCGUUGGGCUUGCGUCAUCAUUCGGUCAUGUAGCUAGCUAGCAACACAUCGCAGCGGAGAAAGCUCUGGGAUGGCGGGGGAGAGGAGCGAGAAGGACAUAGUUUCAGAGUACCUGGCCCAGAACCCGCAGUUGGCCCAAUGGGUCGACACGUUCAGGGGCUACUGUGAGACCAACAAACACUGGUUUGCACGAAGGGAGUUCAUCCUGAGGAAUAUGGAGGCUUUCCCUACCGUGGAGCCAGGAGCUCCCAGCAACAGUCUGGACAGGCUGCUGUCUCUGUCCAUGGUGUGGGCCAAUCACGUUUUCCUCGGCUGCAGUUAUCCACAGGCUGUCAUGGACAAGAUCAAGGAGAUGGGUGAGGGGAUCGUGGUCGAAGAUGCUCCGGUUCACAGGACGACCAUAGACGGAGUCAUGGCCAAAGGAAAGCGCAGUGCCCCAGCUGAGGCCGAUGCAGACAGCUGUGUGAAAAGAGCCAAAUGUGGGCCUAAUGAGCUUGACAGUCGACCUGCUGGGAGGACGGCGACGAGGCCUGCGGCUCAGAAAUCAGGACCCCCUCCACAGGCCCCAGCAGAGCACCAGCCCUUCUUCAACCGCCUCUACAAGGCGUUGGCUUGGAAGCUGGUGUCGGCGGGGGGCUUCGGCCCCAACUUGGACCAUUUUGAAAUACUUCGUAGCUGUGUGGAGUCAUGUAAGCAGACCCUGGCAUGUGUGUUUGUGCCACUGAAGGACAUUGAGGGCCUCCCUGCGGGUCGCACACAGAAGGAAGGCUACGUGUGUGAGAUUCGCUGUCAGACUGUUUACAUGGGGACAGGAUACGGGCGGGACGAGUCUGCUGCCAAAGCCAUGGCUUCAAAAGAGGCCCUAAAAGUCUUUCAGGGGCGAAAAGUGACAGUAAAGAUCUGCAGACGGAGGUACAAAGGGAAGGACGUGGAGGAUUUGAUGUUGUUGGACGAACAGCCUCGGAGUCAAGCCUUUCCUCCUGCACUCAGCUACCCUUUUCAGGAUGAGCAGCUUGAUGGCUCUUCAUAGAGCAGACGGUCCGGUUUGACCUGCUGUGAUGUCUGUUGGGGACACGGAGCUACUGAAGCAGUUGAGGAGCGUGUCAGGGACCAGACCGCGACGCAGCUGCACAUCAUAACUAGACUUUGGAAUCAUUGAGUAACUUUAUCUAUCACAAAUCAUUUCCUACAAUACUUUGGUAUCGUAAUCCAGGUGACACAUCACCAACAGCAGGAAUAAAUCUUAUACUGUUUUGAUUCCAUUCUCAACCACUUUCAGUUUUAUAGACAGCAGUCAGAGUAACAAAGUGUGUUGAGUUGGAGCAUGUGCCAAACAGCCAUAAGCUGGCAAAAAGCUCAGCUUCCACAAGGCCAAACAGGACAAAAGGCCCCCUUUAGUGUUGUAGGAGAAUGUCUCACAUUAGGCCUCAUCCAGUCUAGAGCUGCAACAGUUAGUCCGUUUAGGUCAAAAGGGAAUUAACUGCCAAUUAUUUUGACCAUCGAAUAAUCUGCUCAGUCAUUUUUCUAGCAAAAUUGUCAAACAUUUGCUGGUUUCAGCUUCCUGUAUGUCAGGAUUUGCUGCUUUUCUUUGCUUUCUUUUGGGCUUUGGGAAAUUGUGAUGAACAUUUUUAUCGAUUGAUUCUGAAAAAAUCGGCAAAUUAAACCAUAAUGAAAGUAACUGUUAGGAGCAGCCGUAACUCAGACCGAAUCAGCUCUGCCUUUUUUGGAUUGGUGGUGCGUUCAGGCGUCGGGGGUUGGUGAAUGACAGCCUGUAAACAGAAUCUGUUUCACCCUGACAUCAAACACAUGAAAACAUGCCAUGGCCAUUACAUCAUAUUGGGGCUAGUGUGAGUGUGCGUCCCCUUUUUGUUCACUGCUGUCGUGUCGGGUUUUAUUCUGGUGAUUUCACUGGUGAAACUGGCUGCCGUCGCACCUCCAGUUUGUCCCGACGGUCAUUAACAGGGAAACAAAAGUCUGCCAGUCAGAGCUGAGUUACUGUAACUUCGUCUGAGCGUGACAGACUCGACUUUAGUGUUCAGACCCGUAGACGACACGACAACGGCUGAACAUGAAGUGUUGUAUGAAUCCAGACUAAUUGUGAUAACAUUAAGUGACUGUUGGAUAUCAGAGAUCAACAUUUGUUUUUCUAAGCAUUUAUACUGUUUAACACAUGCAUUUUAUGUUUUACUGCUGUGGAACAGGUUGGAUUUGCUUUCUCAUUUCUGAUGACUGGACUUCACUGAGGUCAAAUUUGACUGAAGUAAAGUUUCCUAACGUCACAUGAACUGCUCCAGAUGUCGCUGACCAGUCGCUUCAGUUCUCCACAGGACUGGGAAGAGCUCGGCUGUAGUGACUCAGAGAGUUGACCAGAGUUCCCAGUUUUCUCGAGUACUCGGCCACCUACAGUACCUGUUAUACUGUGCGCAGAAAGGCUGCGGCUUUUAUUUGAUUUCAUUAUUUAAUCUCACUGGUGAAAAACCACUGAGACCCACACCAUGUUGAAAACACGGCGGUGUGAGUAAACGUCCUUUGAACACAGUGUGUGUUGUUAUGAUGCGUUUGAGGGUAAAGGGCUGCUGGGUCGAAGUGUGAGUACUCGCACCGGUUCCUGUUGCUGUGUGUGGUUCUGUUUCUCUUGACUUUUUUAAAUAAACAUAAUUUAACCAA